This is a messenger RNA of Penicillium longicatenatum, 456 nucleotides long. Its product is annotated as beta-class carbonic anhydrase. Gene Ontology annotation, molecular function: carbonate dehydratase activity; zinc ion binding. The record is from RefSeq and is a predicted model, not a curated record. NCBI's taxonomy places the organism in Eukaryota, Fungi, Ascomycota, Eurotiomycetes, Eurotiales, Aspergillaceae. The coding region runs from base 1 to 456 and encodes 151 amino acids. The transcript has 3 exons.
AUGUCCGUUGCUCUGGAACUCGAGUCCGCAAACGCUAAAUACGCCGCCUCAUUCAACAGAGGCACUCUCCCUCUUCCUCCAGCCCGAUCAGACCCCGCCCGAGCCCUAGGCCUCGAAGAAGGCGACGCCCACGUAAUCCGAAAUGCAGGCGGACGGGCCACAGAUGCACUGCGCAGCAUCGUCAUUUCGCAGCAAUUACUCGGGACGAGAGAGAUUAUUAUUGUGCACCAUACCGAUUGUGGAAUGCUUACGUUCACGGACGAUGUGAUCCGUCACAAGAUCCGGACGGAUCUCAAGCAGAAUGUGGAUCAUAUUGCGUUUUUGCCAUUUGGGGACUUGAGGCAGAGCGUUUUGGAAGACGUUGGUAUUUUAAAGGAUAGUCCGCUUGUCCUGGAUGUUCCUGUUACUGGGUAUAUAUAUGAGGUGGAGACGGGAAGGAUUGUGAAGGUUGAGUGA